This is a messenger RNA of Agrilus planipennis (emerald ash borer), 1415 nucleotides long. It is a transcript of the gene Lmx1a, whose product is annotated as LIM homeobox transcription factor 1-beta. Gene Ontology annotation, biological process: regulation of transcription by RNA polymerase II; neuron differentiation. The transcript has 5 exons. Gene Ontology annotation, cellular component: nucleus. Bases 173 to 1408 code for a protein of 411 amino acids. NCBI's taxonomy places the organism in Eukaryota, Metazoa, Arthropoda, Insecta, Coleoptera, Buprestidae. The record is from RefSeq and is a predicted model, not a curated record. Gene Ontology annotation, molecular function: DNA-binding transcription factor activity, RNA polymerase II-specific; RNA polymerase II transcription regulatory region sequence-specific DNA binding.
UGCAUGCAUGUUUUUCAGGAUCUUCAAAAGUUUGUCGUCGUUGUGACAUGCUCCUGCUAAAUCCAUUUACGGGACUGUGCGCGUAUUUCGGAUAGAACUUGAACAGCAAGAGAGUGGUGUGCAAUUGAAGUGUUUAAUAAUAAAUAAAGUUUGUGCGGAUUGGGGUUGUAAUAUGUUAGAGUUUUACCGGCAUUUAAAUCUUAACACCACCAUGCUGCCAGACCACAACAGCGUCCCAGGAAUGGACUGCAGCAGAACAGGCGACGGGGUCGUCGUGGGCAACCUGGGCACGGGAGACGUCGGCGGCGGCGGUGGCGGGGGUGGCAUCAGAGGCGGAGGCCACCUAAUAAAAUGCGAAAAGACGUAUGAGAUCUGCGAGGGCUGCGGCCAGAAGAUCCACGAUCGGUACCUGAUGAGGGUGGCAGACGCGAGCUGGCACGAGCACUGUCUAGUGUGCUGUGUCUGCAGGGUGCCCCUCAAUCAUUCCUGUUACACAAGAAACACCAAACUGUACUGCAAGGCUGAUUACGACAGGAUAUUUGGUGUAAAGUGUUCACGUUGCGGAGACAGGGUACUGCCCCACGACAUGGUAAUGAGGGCCCAGCAACAUGUUUUUCACCUACCCUGUUUCGUAUGUGUCGUGUGCUGUCAACCCUUACAAAAAGGCGAACAAUUUGUCCUGAGGGCCGGACAACUCUUUUGUAGACAAGACUUCGAGAAAGAAAUGUACAUGAUGCAACAAGCAGGCUCAGGGGACGACGACCUUCUUGACGAAGGACGUCCAAGGGAUGGUAGAAGGGGUCCGAAACGCCCGCGUACGAUACUGACGUCGGCCCAGCGUCGUCAAUUCAAAGCCUCGUUCGAAGUAAGUCCAAAACCAUGUCGAAAAGUGAGAGAAGCCCUAGCAAAAGAGACAGGUCUUAGCGUCCGUGUGGUUCAAGUAUGGUUUCAAAAUCAGAGGGCGAAAAUGAAGAAAAUUCAGAGGAAAGCCAAGCAAGACGAUGGCGGGAAAACGUCGUCUGAUAAGGAGAAGAGCGAAAAAGACGAGAAAAUUAUCAAGCAGGAGUCUCCAGGAAGCGAUCAGGGUCACUAUUUGGGAUUGAAUAGUAUCGGGGAUACAUUCGCAACGUCCAGUCAACCUUUGAAUCCCAAUAUGCCCUAUUCUCCCGAUGAUGCGUAUCCAGCACAUUCGGGAGAAAGUUUUUGUAGUUCGGACAUAUCCUUAGACGACAGUACGAAUUUUGACCAUUUGGACGAAGCAACGUCGGAUACAAUGUCGAUACACAAUAUGGAAAUGCAAAAUUCCCAUAAUACGAGGCCCCAUGAGGGCCUGCCACCAGGUGCCAUAGCUAAUCCUAUUGACAAGCUUUACCUCAUGCAAGACUCGUAUUUUAGUACGGAACAGUAAAACAAAA